This is a messenger RNA of Patiria miniata (bat star), 966 nucleotides long. RefSeq lists its product as uncharacterized. Lineage: Eukaryota; Metazoa; Echinodermata; Asteroidea; Valvatida; Asterinidae. The coding region runs from base 137 to 847 and encodes 236 amino acids. The transcript has 3 exons. The record is from RefSeq and is a predicted model, not a curated record.
AGCGUGUUUUUGCUUCUUGUGUUGGUUUUUUGUGUGUAAAAGAUAAAUAACGGAAUGUAUUUGGCAUAUUUUGUUUAAGCUUGGAACUUUGGACAUUUCCACUACAAACUUCAAAAUUGAUACACAUGAUUUUCUCAUGAUUCUGUGUGCAGGUAGUCUUCCAACAACCACUUCCGAAACAGCUACCGAUACCCCGACAAACGUUUUUACAUCCGAAUACUCUUCUUUUAACCCAUCCACAAAUGUCGAUACUACACCUCUCCCCACAACCAACCCACUACCUACAACGGCUUUUACAGGGGUCGGUACCGCAACCGUCGCUGGAACUACCACAGACACAACAGCGCUAUAUACCACAACCGACGCUGUUACUACCACAAUUUGUCCUUUAUUUCCUGUUAUCAUUCCUUGCAUCACGUUGGUCGUCUUCCUGAUACUCGUAUGCAUCAUAAAUAUCUGCAGAACGCGUCGAAAGCCCAACCCCCAGACAAAGAAGGGCGACGUCGAGUUUCUUCUUUAUCCGCCACGUCAUUCAACUAAAAACCGUUACAAGCUUCGUUUCAACAAGAAAACAGGACCACCGUACAGGGCUCCCGCAGACGACAGACUGCCCGCCCAUAUCAACCCAGCCUUUGAGAAUGAGUACGGGGGUGAUCCGGCUGAUCCCGUGGGGGAGUCACCCCCAGUAUGUCUGGGCGGCAUCCUUAUCAUUAGCGGGGAUGAAACCAGGGAGUCAGGGAGCGCGACAGGAGAGGCCAGCCCCAAGGAUCAGGAAGCGACCCACGUCAUCAAAGGGCAAUCGGUUGGAAAGGGUGAUGAUGCGCGAGAAAAGGAUUCUCGAAAAUAAGUUUAGUCUGAACGCAAAAAAGCUAAGCCAAAUGUGAGCGUGCGAGAGAAUAUAUUAGCAAAGGGUGUUCGUGAGGUCAAAAAAAGACAUGACAGUUGGCAAGUUGGUAUAUAUGUGCU